Molecule: messenger RNA, 1845 nt
Organism: Eutrema salsugineum
Lineage: Eukaryota; Viridiplantae; Streptophyta; Magnoliopsida; Brassicales; Brassicaceae
Source: RefSeq, a predicted model, not a curated record
UCCUCUCUCUCUCUCUCUCUGUCCAUCGCCUUCACUUUCUGCGCGAAGAAAAGACAUUGUCCAUUUAUUGUGUUUCUCUCUUCAUUUUCUUUCUCCAAUGUCUUAUUAAUGGUUUUGAUCUUCCAACCAGAUCUUCUCUAUCUCUUCGACAAACCCUUUUUUCUGGGUUCUUCGGAGAGGUAAUAACAACAACAAACAACAACCCGAAAAAGAAAAAAAAAAGGUCUUUCCUUUUUUCAUUUUUAGUUUUCUUCGCCAUGCCUUUGCCUUGGAAGAAAUCGAAAUCGGGUCGGAUCUCGAGAUUCGUAUCGGACCUCCAACAAUCUCCAAAACACGGCGGAUCUCUCGUCGUCGAAACUGGAUUCCCAACUUCUCUAAUCGAUCUCUUCGUUAAGAAUCGCGAUCGUCUCAAGAAAUCUUCUGCAAAACGCAACAACAAUAACAACAAAGCUCAGGCUCAAACCGCUUCGAAUCAUCCACAUCCGCAACGACGGCACGUUUCGUCUCCGCCUCCUCCUCCUUUGCAGCGGCGGAGGUCGCUUCCUCUGAAGCUUGAUCCACCGUCGGUUACGGAAGAUCCCGCGGCGAGCAAGAUCGAGGACAGUUUCGUCGCUGGCGGUGGCGGUGGCUCAACCGCUGAGAAAAGACACGACGGUGACGACGACGGCGCCGGGAACGGAAGUAAUCGCGGCGGAGGAGGAUGCGUUUUGAUGGUGGUGGUGCUUAAGGUUUUCGUGGUGGCUGUGCUCGCAUUGAGCACGAAAAGGCUCGCCGUUGGAAUCACUAUCUCCGCCUUCGCGUUACUCUUCCUCGAGCUCGCGGUGGCGCGUGUAUUCACGCUCCUUAAUCUCUGCCCCGGCGCGCAGGUUUGGCUCGAUUCGUUGAUCGGAAAGCUCAUAGGGAAGCGGCGACAAGAGAAGUCCUUAGAAGAAUCAUCAUCGACCCACGAGAGAAAGAAGAGUGUUUCUUUUGAAAUCGUCGAAAGUUUCGAAGAAUCCAAGGAUUGCAUUGAGGAAAUCCGAGUUCCUAAACGGAGAAGAAACCGGGAUUCGUCGACGACAUUGGAUAAGGCAGAGGAGAGAGAGGUGCAGACAAUUAGAGAUGUGGUGUUUAAGAAGGAGAAGAGUAAAAGCGCGAAAUUGAAGUCGAAGAUUGUGAAGAAGAUUGUGCCGAAGAAGUUGAGGAGUUAUAAGAAGAAGAAGAAGAUGAAGAUCAAAGAAAAAGAAGAAGGGGAAGAGGUAGAGUUAGUUGAAGAAGAAGAAGGAGGAGAAGAAGAAGAGUCUGUGACGGAAGCGUCCAGCUUGUUUUCUGAGGAGAGAAUCGAAAGUGAGAUCUCUGAGAGAGACGAUGUAGGUUCGAAUCCGCCAUUGCUGGAGAGUUGUGAAGAGAUUAUUGAAGAAGAAGAAGGAGAAGAAUCUGAAUCAAAAGGGGAUCUAACGAAAGCGAUGGUUCUGAUAGUGAUUGUUCUUACUGGAUUGUUAAGCGGGAAAGUCUUUGCUAUUGGUCUGACACUCUCUUGGUGUCUGAUUCUGAGAGUUGUCUGCUGCAAAUCUCAAACCAGUCUCUGAAGUCUGAACCAAAAAAAAAAGCCUUUGGGAAUUUUGUUGUUGUUGUUGUCUGUUUCCGUGGCAGUGGUGGGCCCUGCAUAUCGCCGUUAGUUACUGACGGUGACGGUGUUGACGGAGGUGUUGUUGGGUGGGUUGGCAGUAAGCUACAAUUGUUUGCUUAUGAAACUGUAAAUUUUUUAAAAAAACUUAUUUAACAGAGAAUGUUGUUAUUAUAUGAUGGUCAAAGAGUCAAAGUUGUUGUUUAAUGUGAAGGAAAAAAAAAGUAAUUAAUAUAGAA